GGUUUUUCGCGCUUUCCGUGGGGAAGAGAGAGAGAGAGGAAACUGAGGAAGCAGCUCCGAAGGGGGGAUGACGAUGGCAAUAGCUAGCAUCUUGUCGCAACCGACGCCGUGGCUGACCGCACCACCGCUUUCUUCCUCCUAUAAAACCCAGGCUUACUUUCAAAGCUUCAACGUCGUCUCAUCUUUUCUCUGUACACCGACAACGGUUAACUUUUCCAAUUUCGAUUCUUCAUUUUCUUCUAACAAUUCCUUCUCAUUUCGUAAAAUCUCCGUGAUGCCGAUCCAAACAGCAAAAUCAGGGAUCCUUCCUCUAGCACGGGGAUGCUCAUGGAUACAGGACAAUUCCAUGUGUUCUGAUUCUGAUAAUAUCAGCAGCAAGAGAUGGAGACAGGGUCCUUUGCAUUCAGUUUUUCCUGCCACAUCUCCAGUGGUUUCCUCAGUGCAAGACCUUUAUGACUUUAUAUGCUCAGGUUCUCUUAUAGAAAAAUUGGGUCUGACCCCAGAAAUGGUUGCAGAGAACAUCGACAGGUGGUUAGAAUGUGGACUUUACCUGUGCAGAUUAUUUCAACUCAAUGAGCUUAACCUUACUAUUCCUCAGAAAGCUAGAAUUUAUCACUACUAUGUACCAGUAUUCUUUUGGUGUGAAGAUCAGAUUUCACAUCACAGGUCCAUUUUCAAAGAUGGAGAAGAAAUCCCUCCCUUAGUGAUUGGCUUUAGUGCUCCACAAGGUUGUGGAAAGACUACACUUGUUUUUGCUCUAGAUUAUCUUUUCCGAUGCACUGGAAGGAAGUCCGCAACAGUAUCUAUAGAUGAUUUCUAUUUGACAGCUGAGGACCAGGAUAAAUUGAGAGAAGAAAAUCCUGGAAAUGCACUUUUAGAGUUUCGAGGAAAUUCUGGAAGCCAUGAUCUUCAGUUUUCCAUUGAAACACUCACGGCCCUAAGUAAAUUGACAAAAGAAGGUAUGCAGAUGAAACUGCCACGAUAUGACAAAUCUGCAUAUGGUGGGAGAGGUGACAGAGCUGAUCCUUCAACAUGGCCAGACGUUGAAGGACCACUAACAGUUGUUCUGUUUGAAGGAUGGAUGCUUGGUUUUAAACCCCUUCCAGUGGAAGUUGUCAAAGCUGUUGAUCCACAGCUGGUAGUUGUAAACAAAAACCUUGAAGCUUAUUAUGAUGCAUGGGACAAGUUCAUAAAGGCAUGGGUAGUAAUCAAGAUUAAAGAGCCAAGUUGUGUGUAUGAUUGGCGAUUGCAGGCAGAGAUUGCCAUGAGGGAGGAAGGCAAAGAAGGGAUGUCUGAUGAGGAGGUUAUGGACUUCGUUUCACGUUACCUGCCAGCAUACUAUGCUUAUCUUCCAACCCUCUAUUCAGAAGGACCAAAUGGAUCAGAUCCUAAGCAUCUCCUCGUUGUAGAAAUUGAUGAAAAGAGGAACCCAAUCUUGGCUAACUAGCAGAUCAUAGUUCCUUAUAGUAUUAGUUUGUAGUAGAGGCCAUUUUUUUAUUUCUUGGGCAUGGUUUAGUGGUUACAAGCACUUACCAUUUAAAGUAAAUAUCCACCAGAGUAGUCAUCGCUAUCAAUUAAGUGUAAAUGUAAUAGCAUGCAUAAUAAAUGAUUUUUUUGAACCAGAUA
Molecule: messenger RNA, 1626 nt
Organism: Nelumbo nucifera (sacred lotus)
Lineage: Eukaryota; Viridiplantae; Streptophyta; Magnoliopsida; Proteales; Nelumbonaceae
Product: D-glycerate 3-kinase, chloroplastic-like
Source: RefSeq, a predicted model, not a curated record